AGUGGCGAUGGCGGGUCAUGCGUGUGGACAUGGCACGAAACACAGAAGCAGACAGUUUUCACCCAAGUCACUGCUGAAGCAUAUUCCCGUUGUGUCCUCCCAAUCGACGGGGAACGGCAUGCAAGCAAUUCAACGCAGCAAUUCAACACUUGCUUAAUUGACUUUGCACAACCAGCCAUUUUGGCUGACAAAAGAGCCUACAGGGCAAGCAAUGCAACAGGUCUAUGUAGUAGUCCUUGUGACUUUCCACAACUGCAUGGGCCAAUUUUAGAUACCAACUUGAUGACGGAGUUGGACACAAGAGUCAUGUUCGUUAGCAUGGUGUUGGUCUAUGUGAUCUCCUUUGAGCUGGCCUUCUUCCUGGCGUGUGCUAUCCAUACCAGAAAGCCUCGUAGACCUAAGAAAAGGAUAAUGCAAUCCAUACACCACCACAAGGCUAACAAGCAGAAAGGCAAGUGGCUUCUACACGCCAGGCGGUGUGGAGCAGCCAGACACCGACAGGCCCGCCAAGCGGCACAUCGACUAAGCAGACUUCAAAGAAGGCAGUGGCAACUUACAUGCAAAGCAAUCAUUACCAAGAGGAUGUUACGAUCCUCUCAUACAAAGUGGUUUGGCAAACCUGCUGAGCGCACGGCAGUUUUCCUUUCACCACUCCAACCUUGCAGCAACAUUACACCACACCCUGGCUGGGUGGGAGGCAAGGGUGCAGCCGAAGCAACGGCCACCCGACACAGGCCAUUACACACACAGCAAGAAGGGACACCAACCAGAUUCGUUGUUCCAAAGGCAGCCAAUGAAUCUACCCUUCCCAGUUUACAAGCUAACCACCAUGCCGAUGCCUACCCUCACUGGGUGGGUGGUAAAGGCGGCGCUGCAGCAGCAACUACCCGACGCAAACAACAGCACAAGCAGGUCAAUGAUGAGCCUUCUUUGCUUGAAGCGGUGGAGGCUACAACUCGCACAAUUCGAUUGGGGCUCCUCCAAGAACAACAACUCCUGGGCGCACUGCAGCAGCUACUACAUCGCUACGAUGCCAACAGCAAUUACCAGGAGAAACAACAAGACACACGAUGCAAAACUACUCAAGAGCAAUGCCAAGGGUACAGCAUGAACCUUUGGUCACACCAGCGUGGGGGUCAGCAGUCUUACUACCCAACCACCACGCAGCAAAAGCAUUGGAGCACUGACGCUCCGCAACCGGCAGCGCGCAAAGUGCAACUUCGCCAGCCACAGCAAAAGCAACGUCACAUCCAAGGCUUCACCACCAGUGAGUGGCUACACACCCCAAAACUCACUACUGCAGAUAUGCUAUUGGAUGCUAUCAGCAACGGCAAAGACCUUCCUGGCAAUAUCGCGGAGGUCGAUGAGCAACAAUGUGAAGACAUCACCGAUGCCUGGCAAGCCUUCGAACCCUCACAAGGAUUCACCCUUUUCUGGCAGGGCAACACGCCACCUGCAGAAGGCAGCACCAGACGAGUGCGGGCGCAACUUCUCGGCAACAGCCAAUUCGUUCCAACACAGCUGGUCCUACGCAGCUUCGGCACCAACUGCCCUUUUCCCAAAGCAGCCACCUUGGCCAAGAUCCCACAAGAUCUCGCCACAGAAGGCCGAUGCUUCCUUCGCAUCACGGCCCCACAACACUUCCGGCAGGUUUUUCGCAGCAGCAACAAACCAGAUGAGCCCAGCCAGAUUUUAGCUGAAAUCUCAAGCUGGCAACUCCCCGCAGCAACUCUUGGUCAGCUCACGGGCGGAGACUGGCAACGGCUUUGGACCAAACAAGGCAACCACAUCCAGGGCCACAUCAAAGUCAGAAACGCCCUUGCAGAACAACUGUUGAACAAAUCUGGUCACAAAGCCAUUUUCUUUACCAAGACGGGUGCAAGAGACGGGCAAAGCAAGGUCCAAUGGCACAAACGCCAGCAAGAAGAGACCGACGAGGACUACUUCAGAAGAGUUGCCAACUUAGCUAGCGGAUCAGCCAUUCGGUUCCGCACAGGAGGUGCCACUGACCUUGGCACUGACAGCAGUGAUACCACCAGCAAUGGCCAAAGACGUGCUCAUUUUGAACUCCAAGGAUGUCCAGCCAAAUGGGAUGACAAGAUCUCAUCACCUUCCUUGAAUCCAAUCAAUGGGCCGUCCAUACUAUCCACAGCCAGAGGAAAGGUUACAAAGGGGGACCUCUUCAACAUAUACAUCUUUCCCAGAGCACCUGGGAGACGCAACAACUCCUACAGAGAACCUCUGUGGGGCCCCAAGCAAAAGUGGGGCACUACAAAGCAGCAACCCAAAGACAAAACCGAGCCAGAGGAAAGACCGGGCAAACGACACUGCCCGGCUAUCAGAGGAGAACAUCCCGAGGACUCUGAACACAGAAGCCCGGAUGCAGCUCAGCCAGCCGAAGUGCCUCCAACCCAACUGGACCCUACAACUCAAUCCCAAAAGAAGCGGGAUGCUCCGGAGCUUGACCAGGCCCCUACUUUGCCUCCGGACCCUGCCAAUCCCGAGCACAUUGAGCACGCCAUUGCCAGCGGCUGGCUAGAGAAAGAUAAUGGCGGUGUCGGCGACUGCUUCUUCCGCAGCAUUAUCAAAGCUGAAAAUCACUGGAACAACAAGGUUGAAACCGACCUGGAAAUCCAAAAAGCCGCCCUUGACUUACGUCUCGAAGCAGUGAAACACAUCCGCAAACAUCGCCACGACUACGAAGCCGCCUGGGUCCACGACGACAUGGAGCGUCAAUACCAACGCGCAGGUCAACCACCCCCAAAAGACUUCGAUGAUUUCCUGACUCAAGCCAGCAAGAAAUCCUACUGGGUCAACGAACACUUGAUCCAAGCAGCCAGCACCCGCACCGGCAUCCCCAUCAUCAUCUGGCGUGCCUACACAGGUCCUUCUGAAUCCACUGCAAAGGUCAACUCCGCUGACAGCAACACCCCUGAACCUCAACCAGGCAAAAAGCUUUGGCACAGAGGCAUUUGGGCUCCUAGCUUCAAACAAGGAAUUGCAGCUAGCAAUAACAAAUGCAAGGGCAUCACCCUCAUCCUGAGAGCCAAUCACUACACUUGCGUGCUUCCACCUGAGCACCAGCAAAUACCCCCCACCCCUUGGCUCCGCCAAGUUCACUCUUCCCAUCCCAGGCAAUGGGUUGCGGGGGGCCAUCACAGGGAGCGAUCCACACCGAUCAAGCCAUCUAGCAGCACUCCGAGCCAAGCUAAAGCACAUCAAUGGGGUCCCUACACACCAAAAAGGAUCACCACCUCCACACCAGAAGCCCACUCCACGUCCAGCAGGGCUACCCACAUCGAAACACCAACGAGACCCACACAGCGGUGGGGUCUCAACACUCCGGCAGACAGUGCCCACAAGGCGCUGGCCGGCCCCAGCACGGCUCGCUGGGAACAAAGCACGCCGAGAGCUGCUCACAACGUCAGCGCUCGCAGCAAAGCUAGCAACAGCAAAAACAAAAGAUGGGGAGACUCCACACCCACAUCUGUCAACAAACACCAGCAUUUGCAGCAAAGCAGCAGCCAAACAAAAAGGCAGAAGCGGGGUGACGGCACACGCAGCACUGCCUGCCGGUGGUGUGAGCACACACCCGCCAGCAGCCACAAAUACCAACCCAGCCAAAGCAGCCAGCCUGAUGAAACAUGGACCUGCGAUAUCUGUGGCACCAUCUUUCGGCACUUUGACAGAAAGCAGCUUAGGUUCCUCAGGUCCAACCAUAUCUUCUCUCGACACUCUGAGAUUCCGCGGGAGAAGUUCACGAAACUUCGUGUUCGCCAGCCCCUGGUCAUAGCACACCCUCCCACCCCUGGAGUCCAGUUCAAGUGGCAGUGCGUCUUUUGUGACCACGGGUUGCCGCAGCCCACUAGCAAGCUCCAUGAACGUUCUGUUCGGCAUCAUUACGACACAAAGCACAAGAGACGCAAAGUCUCAGUGGCGUUGAUUAACAAAGCCAGAGCAAAACUUUACAAGCAAAACAAAACUACCCCUGAAGUUGCAGCCGCGAUCACCAAAGCCAGACUGCAAGCUGGCAGGUCGUGCGCCAGUUUUCGGGAAGCUCAGCGUGAUUACAGCAGAGGUGGUCACAAGUUGGUCAAGUACACUCCAGCAAACCCGACACCACGCAAGAUCCAUGUCACUUGCACUCGAUGUUGGCGUUUCCGAGCUUUUGGUACUUCUUGGUUUGAACCUUGCCGUGGGAAAAGAGCCAAGCCGAACUAUGCCCACAGCAGCUAUUGGCAACGAGCUAGCCAAUACGACAAACAGCAGCUCAUCACAGCUUGGAAGACCACCCUUGAGUUGGCCAACAGGAAAUUUGACCAGCUCACGGAGCAAGGCAUCGAACCACACCCAGGUCCUUCGUCUUCUAGUUGCAGUUUGACCAGUCUCAAUGUUCGCGGUGGUUGUGGUCUUUGGAGAACAUUGAAGCACUGGCAACCCAACCGAAUUCUGUGCCUACAAGAAAUUGGAGUCAAGCCAAAUGAACUCCAAGCUUUCGAAAACCGUGCCAAAAAACAUGAUUGGAAGUGCUAUCACCAAGGGUCUGCAGACCCUCAGCAAACACAUUGCGGUGUCAUCACCCUGGUUCCUGCUACUUGGCAGCAACGACCGGGCAAAGGUUAUGCUCACAACAGGGCGCAGCUUGUACUUACUUGGGUCUGGGGCAUUGCUAUUCUCAACCACUAUGCGCCGCCGGGCAGUCCUGAAGACACUGCCACCAACUUGCUUGUUGCAGCAGCAGAACACAACCUCUACAACAACCAAUGGAUUAGCGCAGGGGAUGCCAACGGAGUUCCAGUCCCCCACAGAUCCGUUAUUGCAGCGGCAAUCGAUUCUAUUGGAGGCGCUUUUCAUUCAGAUGGACAGCCUACAACCAAUACUGGCAGCAAGAACAUUGAUUGGUUUGCAAGCUCUCCAGCCACUUUGGGUAGCAACCCUUCUCGUGAAUUGGUGUCGCUUAGUGACCAUUUUCCCAUCCAUUUGGAUAUCGACCGGCCGACCCCGGCCUUGGCCUGGCAGGGGCGUUUGCAGCAGCAACCUACUUGGCGCAAACCGCAACAUUUGGAAACCGCCGAGUGGCGUCACCAUUUGGAAACUACUUGGUCAGACCUUCGUCAGCAAGAUUCGGUACAAACUUUUCUGCACAGUUUACAGGUAGAACCUUCCGAUGGCAGUAUUCAGCAGGAAUGGAACAAGCGCAAGCAGAGCGUCAACGGCAAGAACAUGCGCAACAAAACCUUCAAGAUUGGAAACGCAGUGUCAGCUCAACUUCAGGUCUUUGUCGUUGGCUUCGUUGCAAAAGUGAAGUUCAAGGCAGCGCACAUGUUUGUCUCGAUGGUCAGGUCGCCGACCUUUCAAGAUUUGAAAAGUGCAGUCCAGCGGGCCAAAGGUUCUCCAGGCCCUGAUGGUUGGCAUGCCGAGGAAAUUCGCAAUCUCCCAGAAGAGUGUUUGGAGGUCUAUUUUCUUUGCGUUUGCCGCUGGCAGUCUACUGGUACACUUCCCGUUCAAUUGCAGGAAGCUCGCCAGGUCAGUUUGCCCAAGGCUCACAAAAGCAGCAGUAAUGGUACCAUCGAGGUCAAGAACUUGAGGCCCAUCACGGUUAUGUCCAGUUUUUGGCGCAUCUGGGCGGCAAUGUGGCUUCAAAGCGCAGCUUUACAAACCUGGCGACAACAAUACAUUCCGGCUUGCGUGGCAGGAGCAAAAGGUGGUUUGGGGGCUGAGGACUUGGCCGCUCGCCUUCAAACUUCGUUCGCUGCCCGCAAUCAGUUCUUGGUCAGUCUUGAUUACAGUCAGUGUUACGUGGCUUACUGGAAUCACUGGAGCCAGUCUGUGGGGCUCCGUGAAAACCAGCAGAAAAUUCAGGCAACAGCAAAAGGUCGCACGCAGCGUGCUGCGCUGGCCCAGGCUCAUCCGGAAUGGUUCAAGGAAGAAGUGCACAUUUUGGGAUGUUCCACAACCAGCACCGGCCGCAGGAAGAACACACAGCAGGAAAUUGACCGCUUGAAGAAAGCCAAGGCCCGAGCAUUCUUGAUUGACUGUGCUAGGCCCAACUUCGCAAACUUGGUUGGUCACACUCAUCGACUGGUGGUGCCGUUAUGCUCCUAUGGUUGGAUCAGCAAGAAGCCUACUAAGGAGGACUCGGACAGCUUGUUCAAGAAAUUGACUUCAGCUACACACAGUUGUCGCAUGGCCAAUGAGAACAUUCGCAAGAUUUGUUACGGUGCUGCAGUGCAUUUGGACGUGGUUUGGGCCACCCGUAUGUUUCGCGCAGUCAUCCGACUUCGGCAGUCUGGUUGUGCUUGGCAGAACAAAGCAGCUACUUGUGUUGGUUUGUUGAGACGCUGGCUUGUGAACAAUGGCUGGGCUGAGGUGGGCCCUUGGUCUUGGCACAACGGUCGUGAACGUCUGUGCGCGGAGGUCUCGCAACAGCAGCCUGUUUCCCUUGCUUUGCAUAACAUCCGUCAGCAGUGGAGACGGCAGCAGUUCAUUCUUUGGUUGCGUGGCAAAAGACACGAAGCACAUUUCCUAUUGGCGCAAUAUUCUGAACAGCAGCUCCUUGGCUUCUUUGAUGGGGUGGACUGGGAGGCUACGCGUUUAGCUUUAUUGCAUGGUUCAGCAGCAGAACGUUCAGUUAUCCUUGGAGCGGUGGUCUCGCCGUUGUGGCUCCAUCGCAGUGGCAAAGAAUAUGAGUCGGGGCAUUGUGCAGCAGGAGCUCUGGCUUGCCCGGUUCGGGCAAGCGAACUAAGGUUUGACUUUGGCCUCUUCGGGGGCCGCUGCGGGUGCCGGCCGGGGUUCAAG
Molecule: messenger RNA, 6798 nt
Organism: Cladocopium goreaui
Lineage: Eukaryota; Dinophyceae; Suessiales; Symbiodiniaceae
Source: the annotation of a GenBank genome assembly